This is a messenger RNA of Camponotus floridanus (Florida carpenter ant), 4995 nucleotides long. It is a transcript of the gene Pi3K92E, whose product is annotated as phosphatidylinositol 4,5-bisphosphate 3-kinase catalytic subunit delta isoform. NCBI's taxonomy places the organism in Eukaryota, Metazoa, Arthropoda, Insecta, Hymenoptera, Formicidae. Gene Ontology annotation, molecular function: 1-phosphatidylinositol-3-kinase activity; 1-phosphatidylinositol-4-phosphate 3-kinase activity. The record is from RefSeq and is a predicted model, not a curated record. The coding region runs from base 592 to 3819 and encodes 1075 amino acids. The transcript has 10 exons. Gene Ontology annotation, cellular component: cytoplasm; plasma membrane; phosphatidylinositol 3-kinase complex. Gene Ontology annotation, biological process: phosphatidylinositol-3-phosphate biosynthetic process; phosphatidylinositol-mediated signaling; phosphatidylinositol 3-kinase/protein kinase B signal transduction.
CUCGCAGCAGCUGCUGCUGAUUGAACGCGAGGUAAAUAAUAGCGGAACCAUGUUUUGUUAUUACGUGUGGAUAAUGGUUAUUUGUAUCUUGGCACGCGUACGAGAUAUCGGUACUGUUUGAAGGAAGCAAGGAAAAAAAAAAGGAAGAGGUCCGUUGCAUCUCGCGGAUGCGAAGCGAAUCCGUCUGCGAUUGCAUCGCGAACAGACGCGAAGUAUCUCGCCGCGAGAAGUAGAUAGCGAUACAUGUAUAUAUAUAAAUAUACGUACAUAUAUAUUUAUAUAUAUACAUAUAUGCACACAUAUAUAUCUUUCCACUGUACCGCGAAUUCUUGGACGUUACGAAACUAUCUCGCGCCACGGGCAGCCAGCAGCUUUCCCAUCGCAAAUGGGAAAGAUGAACCAGAGAUUUAUCAGACGGCACAGACGAUAGUCGGGGAGUUAUUUUUGAUUGACGCCUCUCCCGUCACCACGACGUCUUUCCGUGAUGUGAAAGUGGAUCGACGUAUGUACGUGGUGCUCGCCCACCGUACGUGCGUGCGAUUCGUUUAACUUGUGCCUGAUAAAGAGUCGCUCCGAGUUUUCCUAUUCAUCAUGGUGCACGGUGCCAUACCGAGCUCAUACAAAUACAACUUUUGGGCGGAGAGGCCCGGGGAUGAGCCCUUGGUGGUGGAACUCACGUGCCUCAUGCCAAACGGUGUUGUCAUACCGUUUGAGAUCAAUCGCAAUAUUACCUUGGACCAGAUCAAGGAGGAUCUGUGGGAUGAGGCUAGUAAGUACCCUCUUCAUGGAACGUUGAAGGAUGCACCGUCCUAUGUAUUUUCGUGCAUCAAUUCAAAUGCAGAGAUAGAAGAAUUGCGAGAUGAAACGAGACGUCUCUGUGAUAUAAAGCCGUUUUGUUCGGUGUUAAGAGUUAUAGAACGUGAAGGUAAAGGCGAUAGGAAUUUAGAUUCACAAAUUGGUGUCUUAAUCGGUAAAGGUCUGCAUGAGUUUGCUGCCCUGAAAAAUUCCGAGGUCAAUGACUUUAGAUGGAAAAUGCGUCUCUUGGGGGAUGACGUAGCUUUAGGUAGACAAAAGAAAAGCUGGACGGAAAAGGUGCAUUAUCAGUUUCCAUCGAGAGUAGCAGCGCCGACUGUACCUAAAAAUAUUGAAAUUCGUUUGAAGGACGGAAAUAUCGUUUUAGUUACUAAGUUCGAAAACUCAGAGACAGCAUUUACCUUUCAAAUAGCACAUACCACUACGCCACCUGAAUUGCUCGAGAUAAUCUUGAACAAGAGAGCAAACACUCUCAAUACUCGGGGUGAACAACCAAACGACUUUACGCUUAAGAUUUGCGGACAGGAGGAGUACUUGAUCGGCGACAAUAUUCCGCUCAUACAGUUUAACUAUAUUCAAGAUUGCCUAGCAAAAGACAUUGUACCGACGCUAGUUACGCUCAGCAAACAGAGCGUACCUGUGGACCAAGAUAAUGCAAUCGACAAUCCGGAAAUGGACACGUUGCAGCGUACGAAACCCUCGUCUUCCACGUUAACGUUGCGCAAAAAGGGCAAGCAUAUUUCGGCGUGGAAACUCGAGGAGCCAUUCGUUUUCACUGUGAAUAAAAUUUCCCGACUUAAUUGCGACGCCGCUCAACGUACUGUAGAGAUUGGACUGCAAGCUGGACUUUUUCACGGUGGAAAAUCGCUCUGCGAAAGUCAAAAAACCAAAGAAAUUAUUGUAAAUUCCGAUGGUAGUUGCGAAUGGGAAGAAAGUCUCAAGUUUGACAUCAAAGUCAGAGAUAUACCGCGAAUGGCACGGCUGUGUUUUGUAUUGUAUGAAAUCAGCAAGACUGCAAAAGGCUUGAAGAGCAGAAAACUGGUCAGGGAUUCGAAACAGGAGUUCUUUAUAAAUCCUUUAUGUUGGGCAAAUACAACGAUAUAUGAUUUUAAAUCCCAGUUGAAAACCGGUGCUAUGACAUUGUAUACAUGGACUUAUGCGGAAGAUAUACAAAACGACGAUUUACUUCAUCCUCUUGGAACAGUGGUCUCGAAUCCUCAUAUAGACAGGGCAGCUGCUCUCAUGUUAACGUUUCCAAAUUAUGGAAAGGAUCAAUGCGUUCUUUAUCCUACACCUGAAAAAAUGGUCGAAUACGCCCAAACAUUGCGAGAACAAUCAAACGAACGUCCGGUUAAAGACGAAUUGAAUCAAGAAUCUGAUGUUAGUCAACAAUUGGAACAAUUAAGAUUAUUAGCUGACCGGGAUCCAUUGCACGAAUUACACGAGCAAGAAAAGAAGACAAUGUGGAUGUUGAGGCAUCAUUGUCUUCGUGAAAUUCCAACGCUUUUAGCUAAAUUAUUACAAUGUGUAGAAUGGAAUGAUCAUAGGGAAGUCGCGGAAGCUACGGCACUUAUACAACAAUGGCCAAAAUUGCCGGCGGAGAAGGCUUUGGAAUUAUUAGAUUAUGCUUAUGCGGAUCAAAACGUUCGAAAUUUUGCAGUCCAUUGUUUAAAGGACGUCACCGAUGAUGAUCUCAGUCUUUAUUUGCUGCAGCUCGCUCAAGCUUUAAAACAUGAAAAUUAUCUGGCGUGCCCUUUGACGGAAUUUCUAUUGAAACGGGCACUGAAUAAUCGAAGAAUAGGACACUAUUUAUUUUGGCAUCUCAGGUCAGAGAUGCAAGUCGGUUCGGUGUCAGUUCGUUUCGGUCUUAUAUUAGAAGCGUACUGUAGAGGAAGCCAACAGCAUAUGCGAUCGUUAUUCAAGCAGCUCAAGUGCUUGGAUAAAUUGAGAAGCGUUUCGGAACAAGUAAAACAAAAAAAAGAUCGUAAAACGGCCCUCCAGGGCUUUCAGGAUUUUAUUCAGGAACCGCACUGCCAAGAGGCGAUAUCCAAUGUUUUUAAUCCUCUCGAUCCACGUUUCAGGUGGAAUCGCAUCAAAAUUGAAAAGUGUCGGGUGAUGGACAGUAAGAUGCGACCACUCUGGCUAGUUUUCGAAAAUAGCGAUCCUUUCGGUGAAGAUAUUUACUUAAUCCUCAAACAUGGAGAUGACUUGAGACAAGACAUGUUGACACUUCAAAUGCUACGUAUUAUGGAUAAGCUCUGGAAAAAGGAGGGCUUGGAUUUGCGUAUGAAUCCGUAUGGUUGCAUAUCCACAGAGAAUAGAGUCGGAAUGAUAGAAGUAGUGUUGAAUGCAGAAACGAUCGCGAAUAUCCAGAAAGAAAAAGGCACGUUUUCUGCGACAGCAGCCUUCAGGAGAGGUUCUUUGUUAGCUUGGCUAAAGGACCACAAUCAUACGGAAACGGCAUUGAACAAAGCGAUCGAGGAAUUUACCUUGAGUUGUGCAGGUUACUGCGUCGCGACUUACGUUCUUGGAAUAGCCGAUAGACAUUCUGACAAUAUAAUGGUCAAGAAGACUGGACAGUUGUUUCACGUCGAUUUCGGUCAUAUCUUGGGUCACUUUAAAGAGAAGUUUGGAUUCAGACGCGAACGCGUGCCCUUUGUUUUAACCAACGACUUUGUACACGUUAUAAAUAAGGGCCAAACGAAAAAGGGUCACGCCGCCGAAUUUCAAAGAUUUCAGAGUUAUUGCGAGCAAGCUUUUUUGAUAUUGCGUCAACACGGGGGUCUUAUAUUGUCCCUAUUCGCUAUGAUGAUAUCUACUGGAUUGCCUGAACUCUCAUCGGAGAAAGAUCUGAAUUAUCUUAGAGAUACUUUGGUCCUGGAAAUGUCCGAAAACGAAGCACAAAAGCACUUUAGGAGUAAAUUCGAUGAGGCUCUUUGCAAUUCGUGGAAAACGUCGUUAAAUUGGGCGUCGCAUAAUAUGUCUAAGAAUAAUAAGACUACGUGAAGGACGACAAUCGCACUUUGCGCGAUAAGUCUUGAAAACUUAAGAAUGCAAUUACGACAUCAUUGAAUAGUGCGCGUUAUCAAUGUUAAGAUGUACAUUCUGACACAUUUGUACGUCGUGAUUGAUUGCCUGUCUGGGACACUACUUGUGAACUAGUAAAGACUGUCGUUUCCAUAACUCCAAUACUGUCGUUAGGAUUAAAAAAUUGACGAUCGUAACCAGUAUACAAUUGAGACUGUUUAAAAUCGAUUGUUGCUGCUGCUAGCGUCAGUGAACGUCGUACUAUCCGAAAAUUGUCUCUCCAGACUCGAAAAUAUGUUAGGCUCGUACAUUUUUUCAGAGCCUUAUUACUCUACGCAGCAUGAACAGUCGGUGCCGUAUAUAUAUGCCUAUGUUCGGUAUAGUAAAAUACGUUCUUCAAUGACGGACGUACGGUACAUAUCACUGAACAGAAUACUUUUUAAGUUUCGCUCAGCUAAAGUCUAGUUUAAGUUUCCGUCGAGCGAUCUUAAAUUUGAAGUCGUGUAAAAUUAGAAACUGAUUUUAUUUCAUUAAAAAAUUGGAUAUUGCAUCCAAAAUACUUAUAGUGAAACGCCAAGAGAUCUAUGUGAUGGUUGAUACACGAAUUAUUUACUUGUAACGAAAUAAAUCAUAAAAGUCUUACAUUAUUUUCGUCAACGAUAGAGAUAUGCCGAUUUUAAUUAUAACAAAAAUGUGUGACAAAAUAAAGACUUUCGUUUUGUCAAAUGUGAUACAGAAAAAUGCAACACGCGUCGCAACGUUUUUUAUAAUUCGAAAAGAAGCUUGGUGAUUGUUUCAAUAAUGGACGAUACGGUUUCUUCCGCAUCGUCCAUUGGCAAUGACAGUGUGUGAUAACCCAAAGCAAUAUCUAUUUUGCGAAACUGUGACCGGACGAAGCAGUAUCGAUGAAAAUAUCAUGAUUAAUCUCGGGCAAUCAUAAUCUUGAUCCUGGGAUAAUCUAUUUCUUCUUUGAAUAUCAAUUAAGCGCGAAAUUAACUGCAGUGAUUUGCGUAACUGCCGACUGAAAAUAUUCUUUUCCGUGUCGAAGAUUAAUUUUUUAUUCGAGAGCAAGAAGAAAUGAUAUUUCAUGUCGAUGACAAGUGAAAUCUUUCCUAUUAUUAUAUCAUGCGUGUGAUAUCGUGUUUGAGAUACAUG